Molecule: messenger RNA, 2025 nt
Organism: Hymenoscyphus albidus
Lineage: Eukaryota; Fungi; Ascomycota; Leotiomycetes; Helotiales; Helotiaceae
Source: the annotation of a GenBank genome assembly
AUGUCCGUCAUAAUCGAGAAGAUCCUCGCAGCGGCACCCACCACAGAACGUGGUCGCCCAACUCAACUCUCCACCGAUCCUAAAGGAGAACGGAUAGCUUACGCUGUAAGUUCGAGAAUCUUGUGAUAUUUGUAAGAAAUCGUUUUGAUUCAUGGGUAAUAUAGUCUGGCAAAUCGAUUUUCCUUCGUUCUUUGGAUAAUCCGUCGGAAAGUAAACAGUAUAACAAUCAUACUGCUCAAACAACCGUUGCGAGGUUCUCACCAUCCGGGUUCUAUGUUGCUUCGGGAGAUGUCUCUGGUGCGGUCAAAGUAUGGGAUGCGGUUGAGGGGGUAAACACAAAAGGUACAGAACUGUACUUCUUUUCACUUCGAGAUGCUCAAAUUCAAGUCUAUACAUGGUAUUGACUCGGAAUAGGUGAAUACCAUAUUAUAUCUGGACGCAUAAACGAUAUUGCCUGGGACGGAGACUCGCAACGUAUCAUCGCAGUAGGAGAUGGAAGGGAACGAUUCGGUCACUGUAUAACAGCAGAUAGCGGAAAUUCUGUCGGUGAAGUUAGUGGCCAUUCGAAAAUCAUUAAUGCGGUCUCGAUACGUCAACAACGACCUUUGCGUGCGGCGACAGGAGCGGAUGAUAGUGCGAUGGUGUUUUUACAUGGUGCUCCUUUCAAAUACAAUAACAAGCUCGGAGGACUGCAUAAGGGGUUCGUUUAUGGAGUUGACUUUUCGCCGGAUGGUGAGAAGCUUGUUACUGUGGGUGCGGACCGUAGGAUUCAGCUAUAUGAUGGUAAGACGGGAGAGGCUACGGUUCAGAUUGGAGAGGGAGAGCAUAAGGGAAGUAUUUUUGGAGUUUCUUGGGCGAAGGAUUCCAAAAGGUUUGUCACGGCUAGUGCUGAUCAGACAGUCAAGCUAUGGGAUGUGGAGGCCGGAAAGGCAGUUCAGACUUGGAGAUUUGGGGGAGAGGGAAAUGUCAGUAUUCCUGAUCACCAGGUUGGUGUUGUAUGGCCGGCUGGUAGGAGUGAUGGAAUGGUUGUCAGUUUGAACUUGGCGGGUGAUCUGAAUUACCUUGUUGAGGGAACUCAGACGCCAACAAAAGUUGUUCAAGGACACAAUCGAAGUAUCACGGCUCUGGGUUCAAGUGAGGGUUCUAAAGGUCAGACUUUCUGGACUGGUAGUUUCGAUGGUCGAGUUUGUUCUUGGGAUAGCGACUCGGGUAUUGGCUCAGCAGCAGAGGGACAAACCCACUCUAACCAAGUCUCCGGAUUUACAACAACAGAAAGUAGGGCAUACAGUGUUGGCUGGGAUGACACUCUCAGAAUUGCAGACACCUCAAGCAAUACUUUCCUAGGCGAGGCAUCAAAGCUAUCGGCCCAACCAAAAGGUGUCGCUUCAUCAGAAGGCCGAAUAUUUGUAGCCACAUCCUCAGGACUCGAUAUAUUCUCAAACGACAACCUUGUAUCCACCUUCCCAAUCUCAGACUACACACCAACCUCAAUUGCGGCCUCAAAAACCACCAUAGUAAUCGGCGACGACCGAAACAUUGUGCACAUCUACACCAUCGACUCCUCCAACAAGCUCUCCCCCACAGAAACCCUCACAACAUCCACAUCUCAAAUCACCGCCCUCUCCUUCUCCCCAAGUGGCUCGCUACUAGCCAGUGGUACCUCUUCGGGCAAAAUCUACGUCUACGAUACGACUAAUUGGGAGAUCAAAACUGAUCGUUUCUCGGCCCAUACCGCACGAGUCACUUGUCUAGAGUGGAAUCAGGAGGGAACCCAUUUGUUGAGUGGUGGACUGGAUACUAACGUUUUCGUGUGGAGUUUGAAAGCUCCUGGCAAGAGGGUGAAGGCUGCGAAUGCGCAUAAGGAUGGGGUUUAUGGGGUUUGUUGGGGGAGUGGUGGGAAGGUGGUUAGUACGGGGGGUGAUGCUGCUUUGAAGAUUUGGAGAGUUGAGGGGUUGGAGUAGGGUGUUACUGUAGUUGUUGGUAGAUGAAUAUUAAGGAAGGGGUAGAAUAGAAUAGAGAAUUGAG